Molecule: messenger RNA, 3270 nt
Organism: Brettanomyces bruxellensis
Lineage: Eukaryota; Fungi; Ascomycota; Pichiomycetes; Pichiales; Pichiaceae
Exons: 1
Coding region: 1-3270 (1089 amino acids)
Source: RefSeq, a predicted model, not a curated record
AUGCCUUCAUAUUCUACUACUCCCUUGUUCUCUAUUCAGGAGAUGGCUAAUGACAAUCAGUCACCAAGAAUAUAUGAAGACCGUUCUGGAAGGGGUCUGACAGGUUCAUGUACAAAAGUUUCAAAAGAAUACGUUCGUCCAACUCCUGUAAACAACUCCUUAAGUCGGUUCAAAAGUCAUAUUUCAAGUUUUGAUGGUUCCGAAGAGGUCUACAGGGAAGAACUUAGAGUGCUCUUGUCUGUUAUUGAGUCGUUUGACCCAAGAUAUGAUAGCUACUUCGACAGUUCCAUUCAGGAAGAAGAUCCUAGGACAACUGCACACAGAAAGCAAAGAAACGACUUUUUGCACUCCUUGGUUAAAAAGAUAUUUCACAGUCACCAAAAUCUAGCAAAGAUUCUCACCUGUUCGAACGAUCUGGGUCUAGUUCUUCUCAGAUUCAGUGAGUGGUCUUUAAAGGCCCAGCCACUUUACACAUGUUAUCUUGAGCAUUACCACCUGAAUUCGGAUGCUUCCUCAAGUGAAACCGAGUUAAGAAUGCAGCCUAUAGUAGAGAUUCAGCGUCUAUCGGAUUUUAUCGCUGUAUCACGAAAAUCGGUGUUCUCUUUAGGCGCACAACCUCAAAUCAGACUUCAAGAUAUCAUCUCAAAUUUAGAGCUAGCCUCCGAGAGAUUCUUAAGGUUGACUAAGAAAACUGUCGAGAGAUCACAUGGAGAAAUGGCAAGGACAUCACAUAACGUCAGCUUUAGUUCAGUAAAGUCAUUUGUUCAACUUUCACCUGUUUGCUCUAGUUUCGAUCUUUCUAAGAUUGAAUCUGUAUUCAGUUCGGAACUUUUCUACAAAAACGAAAAGCUUAGCACGGCAGUUCAUUUUCAGACCGUUGAUCUUGUUUUCUUUCAGGCCCCGUCCAGUAAUACCACGAUGUUGGCUCUUGUGAGAAUUGAAGAUAAUUCCAAGAGUCUACUUUUCCCUCCAUUUAGAUACGGAGAGCUGGUUUUCUGCAAAGACGUUGACAAUUUUGUUGUGUUAUUGAGGCAUUGUCUAUCUUCUGGAGUUGAUCUUUACGUGAGUCUUGAUAAAAAGCAUCCUGAGAGAUCAACGCAAGCAAGAUGUAAGCUUUUGGAGAUGUUCCCUUCAAGAAAUCCAACUCCAAGUGGGAGAUACAUUCCUCAAGGAGCAAAUGGAUUAGGUGUCUCACUUCCUAUGAAGGAAAAUGCUCCACCUAAUGGGCUGCAGUAUAUUCCACCACGGAAACCAAAUUCUAAUAUUCAGAGACAAUACAGGCAGUCAUGUACGCAAACAGAUCCACACUCGAGUGUUAUUUCAAGGCCUGUUGUCUCAUCAUCCUCGACCCUUACCAACUCUACCACUUCUUCAGUUUCAACCGCAAAUAAUGUUCCAAUAGCUGGAACAUUUGCAGCGCAUCUCGCUAAGAAGCAGAGUAUUCUGAGAAAAGCUUCAAACACUACAAAGUCUACAUCUUCCCGCUCUUCAUCAAUAAAUGCAUCAAGUUUGGAGCAUCCAGCUGACAGUGUUCAAUCAGCACCAAAUGUUCAAGCUCCUGAUAUUAAACUGGAGAACGCAUGUGGCAAAAAAGAUGAAGAUGAUGAUACACUACAUGGCAAAGAUAAUUCAAUUGAUGAAGUUGAUGCACAUUCUGAUAUUAAUCCCGGUGAUACUCUAUCAUUUACUCUUGAUCCGAAGGAUAACGCUGAGAAGGAGAAGCAACAUGAGGAGAAAGAGCAAUUCGAUGAGGAAAGACAUUCCACACACUCUGUUGAUCUCACAAAUGACAAGUAUUCCGACAAUGCCUGUAACGUUCUUAAAGAGGUGAUGGAUGACGAAAGCAGCUCUGGGGAGACACCGCAAAUAUCCUCCCCUGAGAUGCCUUAUGAGGAACAGCAACCAAGAAGGGAAAAAGCUUCAAGUAUUGCAAGUUCCAAUAAUGAUAUCCCACAAGAAUCUCAUCAGCCUUCUUCGGAAAGUAGGGAUGAGAGCGCAGAUGAAGGUGAUGAUGUUACUGAUUUGCAGCAACCUAAAAGUCUAUCAAGGGAAGAAGAAAGCACUUCUUCCAGUAACACGUUUAGUCUAUCUAAAACGAUGUUCGAUCCGGAGGCCUUUGCUAAGACUUAUGAGGAUGCACUAUUGGACGCAGUUGACUUUGACAGCAAACCAAAAGCUCAUAAAUUUGGUUUCUUUUCGCAUUUGUUUGGAAAGAAGCGCCAUUCCAACAAGUUGAGGUCAACGUUUAAGAGUUCAGCCUCAGAAGGAAGUAUUGCAACUUCAGAGGGUAAAUCAUUUAAGGGUGUGAAGACCGAUGAAGAUGAAAAAUAUCUUUUACUCCUGAAAUCGAUUGUGGCUUCUCCAGAUCAAUUUUACUUGCAGGACGUCAAGUAUUCCGUUUGGGGAGAGAAUGGUUGGUCUGAGGCUCAACUCGUGAAGUUGAAGUGGGUUCACUCCGAGAAUCGUGAGAGAUAUAUUGCUGGAUAUUUACUAGAUGCUGGUAAGGACAGUAAUGAAUCAGAUAGCAACAGUGUUGCCUUCUUGCUUCUAUUUGGCAGAGAAACAUUUGUUAGAAGGGCAGGUGCCUUUGAUGUCCAAAUUAGAAGCAAGAACUAUCGUGGAAAUUCGGUGAUGCUCUUAUUGAGAGCAUCUUCCGUUGUUAAUCUUCACAAACUUCUUGAUAUCUUUUCUUGCGAUAAGGAGGCAGCUAUUUCAAAUUCGAGUUCCCAGCAGACUGACUUUAGCUUCAUAGCUAAUUCCUCUUCAUCUCACACCGUUCUUUCAGAAAUGGCAGAAAAAGACUCGGAUCCUCUUCCACCCCCACCAAAAAAGUUCAAUGUGGAACUUAACUCACAGUCACCCGUUUCCUCUAUUGGAAGUGUGUCAUGUAACUCGUCUACCUCUAACAAGAGUCAUUCCUCUAUGCUCAGGCAUGGUGACAAUAUGGUUUUAGUUUAUCAUUCACUAGUUAAACUAUACAGGUUGAGCGGUAAGAGUAACAAAAUGAAAUCACUAGGAAACGUGGUUCUUAAAGUGGCGGAUUAUAAUUCAUCAACUGAAAUGCAGUAUUUGAUUAGAAACCUCAAAGUUUCGAUCGACGUUGAUCUACCCAAUGAAGCAUUGACUGUUGUUGAUUCAAGUAAACUUUUCCUUGAUUUGUCUGCUGGAGGAAGUGAUAAUACACCGAACACUGGGUCGUAUGUUCUCUCAUUUGGAAAGGCCGAUGACAUGAAUGAUCUUUUAAAUGUUAUUGGACAUCACGAUAGAUGA